Messenger RNA from Hevea brasiliensis (rubber tree), 2927 nucleotides. Its product is annotated as pentatricopeptide repeat-containing protein At4g19890. The record is from RefSeq and is a predicted model, not a curated record. The transcript has a single exon. The coding region runs from base 88 to 2223 and encodes 711 amino acids. Lineage: Eukaryota; Viridiplantae; Streptophyta; Magnoliopsida; Malpighiales; Euphorbiaceae. Gene Ontology annotation, molecular function: protein binding.
AUUGGUAUGACAUACAGUAUAGGGAUGGAAUAGGCAGUUUGUAACAGAAGCCAGAGCCUCAAUUUCUCUCCUAUUGCUAGAUCGUUAAUGGUGCCUCUUCUCAUUCUCAAAUCCCAUGGACUUAGAACCAAAUUCUCAGCUUCAACAAUCCCUUCCUUUGUCAGCUUCAACAACCCAUUCUCUUCUAGAUCGCCACGUUUCUACCACCACAACGCCGAUGAUUACGGUAACUAUAACCUCACUUCACCAUCACCUUCAUCGCCACCGCAAUCUUUUGUCAGAUCAAUUUGUUCAAUGGUCUGUGAAUCCUAUUAUCAACAAGCCUCAUACUUUAGAACAUCACCUCCGAAGCUCAAUCUCCAAAUCAAUCCCGAUUCUUUGACCCAUGAACAGGUCAUUACGGUCGUUGCUUCACUUGCAGAGGAAGCGGGUUCAAUAGUGGCAUUGAGUUUCUUCAAUUGGGCAAUUGGGUUUGCCAAGUUUAGGCAUUUUAUGAGGUUAUAUAUCGUUUGUGCUUCUUCUUUUAUUGGCAAUGGCAAUUUGGAUAGAGCCCGUGAAGUGAUGCAAAAUAUGGUCAGGAGCUUUGCUGAGAUUGGGAGGUUGAAGGAGGCUGUUAGUAUGGUUAUUGAGAUGCAAAACCAUGGCUUAGUAUUGAAUGCUCGGACAUUGAAUUUUGUUAUUGAGUAUGCAAGCUAUUUGGGCUUGAUUGAUUAUGCGGAGAACUUGUUUGACGAAAUGCGUGAUAGAGGGGUUUUCCCUGAUUCUAGCAGUUAUAAGUUGAUGGUUGUUGCUUAUUGUAGAAUGGGCAGAAUUUCGGAUGCUGAUAGGUUGUUAAAGGAUAUGCUUGAGUCAGGUUUCAUUGUUGACAAUGCUACCUGUACUUUGAUAAUUAGCACAUUUUGUGAGAAGGGUUCAGCGAAUAGAGUGUUUUGGUAUUUUAAUAAGUGGAUCAAGAUGGGUUUGAAACCAAAUUUGAUAAAUUUUACAUCUUUGAUUAAUGGCAUGUGCAAGAGAGGUAGCAUUAAGCAAGCAUUUGAGACGUUGGAGGAAAUGGUUAGGGAAGGUUGGAAACCCAAUGUGUACACUCAUACAGCAUUGAUUGAUGGGUUAUGUAGGAAGGGAUGGACUGAAAGGGCAUUUAGGCUAUUUCUUAAGCUUGUUAGGAGCGACAAUUACAAACCAAAUGUAUACACGUACACUAGCAUGAUUAAUGGGUAUUGCAAAGAAGAAAAAUUGAAUCGAGCAGAGAUGCUAUUGAGCAGGAUGAAAGAACAGGGAUUGUUUCCUAACACCAACACGUAUAGUUGUCUCAUUGAUGGACACUGUAAAGUGGGGAACUUUGAAAGAGCAUAUGAGUUGAUGGAUUUAAUGGUUAAAGAAGGAUUCACUCCUAAUGCCUUUACAUAUAAUGCAUUUAUUGAUGGCCUCUGUAAAAAAGGAAGGUUUCCAGAGGCAUAUAAUCUGUUUAGGAAGGGACUAAAAUUUGGAUUGCAGGCUGAUAGUGUAACAUAUACCAUUAUCAUAUCUGAGCUUUGCAGACAGGACAAUAAUAAGCAGGCCCUUGCAUUUUUCAGCAGGAUGUUCAAAGUUGGCCUACAGCCUGAUAUGAGCACAUAUAAUGUGCUGAUUACAACCUUCUGUAGACAAAAAAGAAUGGAAGAAAGUGAGAAACUUUUUGAGGAAGCUGUCAAGCUCGGCUUGGUUCCAACCAAGGAAACAUACACAUCAAUGAUAAGUGGGUACUGUCGAGAUGGCCAUGUCAGUUUGGCUGUAAAGUUUUUCCAUAAGAUGAGCGACUAUGGUUGCACACCUGAUAGUGUUACUUAUGGAGCUCUGAUAAGUGGUUUAUGCACCGAGUCUAAGUUGAGUGAGGCUUCUCAGUUGUAUGAAACCAUGAUUGACAAGGGGCUGUCUCCAUGUGAAGUUACUAGGCUGACGUUGGCUUAUGAGUAUUGCAAACAAGGUGAUGCUGCUUCUGCUAUGAUUAUCUUGGAGAGGCUAGAGAAAAAACUCUGGAUUCGGACAGUUAAUACAUUGAUCAGGAAGCUUUGUAGUGAGAAGAAAGUAGGCGUUGCUGCAUUGUUCUUUCAUAAAUUACUGGACAAGGACCCUAAUGUAGAUCGAAUAACUUUGGCUGCAUUUACCACUGCGUGUUAUGACAGCAACAAGUAUGCUCUUGUUUCUGACUUGUCUGAAAAAAUGAUCUCUAAAGGAAUUGGUUAGCAGCUCAAGUUUAUCAAAAACAGGUAAAUUCCAUUGUUUCAGAAGCUAACUGGCUGUUGCUUGAAGGUUUUAGAGGAGUUCUCUUCCUCGUCAGUCAUUCUAUUCAGUACCUGAAAGACACCCUUAUCUCCAGAACAAUGAACGAAUUGCUAUAAUAUUUGUUUGAAGUAGGAAUUGCGAAGGAAAAUUUUCUCAAUUGUUUGUUUUAUGCGCCAAAGGAUAGCAACUGGAAUUUGAAAGAAAAGGAAGGGUUGGUGGGGAGGGGGGGUGGGUGGGGGUGUGGGGUAGGGGUGUGUUUGGGGUUUGUGGAGUGGUGAGUGGUGGGUGAAGAGAAAGAAAAGAGAUAUUUAAGAAGUUAUUUGUCACUGUUCAUAGUUUUAGAGGUUUUGAUUGUCCAGUAUUAGGUGAAUACGUGGUUAAUAGGCUCUAUCAAGCAUAGGCAACAUUGCAGGCUGUUCUAGCACUUAUGCUAAUUUUGUACCAAAUUAGUAGUUAUGUGCCGUUAGUUUGGUGUUCGAUCUUCUUUUAUGGGCAUCACCCAUUUACAGUUUGGUGUUGGUGCAUUUCUAAACAAAGCGAACCCACUGGAGUAAUCUGAGCGCUUUCAACCUCUGGUUCAGUUCAACUGUACGAAGAAAGUUCCUUUUUUUUUUUUGUAAGAAGGAAGUUCCUUAAAUGAUAAAACUCUUACAAAUUGUGUGCCA